CACUUGCGAUAAGGUAGCUGCAAAGCAGGACUCUGUGUCCCAGCAGAAAUUGGUUUGUGAUAAAUCAAAUACAGUCCCCAUUAACUCUAGGAGAAGUUUUUUUUUUCAUUUGUCUUCACACAACAUUAUAUUUCAAAAACACAAUUAAAAAAAAAUUACGGAAAUGAGUGAUUCCGAUGAUUGGGAAGUCGAAUAUGAUCGUGAACUAGCCAAAGAAACGAUUCAGUUAACAAAGAAUAAUGGUGCAACGACUAAAAAAAUUGUAGAUAAUGGUAAAGAUCAAAUAUACAAAACCUUAAAACCUCAAAACCAUAUCUCCGAUAAGGUGAAAGAUGAUGCAGACAUGCGUCGAUAUCAUGAAAGUUUGAACACCAAAGCUGAAGUAGAAUUGUUUGGUUAUUUACUUGAUGGUUGUGAUAUGAAUCCAGCACCCGACUCUAAUAUCAAUACAAAUGAAGCUAAGACAUUACCAUUACUUAUUUCUAGUACUGACGCAUUUGUUGCGUUAAGAAAUACUACUACUGUUCUCAAAUCGUAUACGGAUGUUAAAAAUUUAGCACUAGCAUUAAGACCGAUGAUAGAUCGAAGCCCAGCUAAAAGUGUUGCUUGGCUUGAACUUUUCACUCAAUUGUUAGACGCGUGUUGUUUUAAAAUGGAAGGAAAAGAUCUCAAAACGCUUGGUAAAAAAUUUAAUGAUGCCGCCACAACACAAAAUGUCACUCGUCGUGUUGUACAACAAACUAAGCGCAAAGUGAACAGUUCUUGCAAUGUUAAAAAUUAUAAAGAAGAAUUGGAUAUUUUCUAUGGAGACAAUUCUAAUAGCGAUGAACCAACAGAAGAGGACGAAUCCGAUGGAUUUAUGUAAUGUUGGAGAGAGCAAAAAUCUCUCUCAAUGUUACCUCUUUAUAUAUACUCUUUCCCUUCUUUCUGACCGCGUUCAAAUGUUUUUUUUAUGCAAAUGCUUAUCCUCUCAUUAGUUAUUAAUUUUUUUGGUAUUUUAAUUAAAGGUUUCUAUACUGAUAAAACGAAUUUUUGAACGUUCUUAACACAAAACUAGGGUGCGACAAAUUUCAAAA
Messenger RNA from Hylaeus volcanicus, 1076 nucleotides. RefSeq lists its product as uncharacterized. Lineage: Eukaryota; Metazoa; Arthropoda; Insecta; Hymenoptera; Colletidae. Bases 164 to 865 code for a protein of 233 amino acids. The transcript has 7 exons. The record is from RefSeq and is a predicted model, not a curated record.